AAGUAGCACCGGACGCCCAAAAUCUCGCACACCCAAAACUUCAGCAGAAGCAAGCCAGGCCCGUCGUCCCUUGGCGUGACACUGAUCCAUGGGGUCCACCGAGCAGCAGCCGGAGCCGGUGGCCGCGGCCGCGGCCGUGGAGGAGGCGUCGCCGGAGAUCAUCUUCCGGUCCAAGCUCCCGGACAUCGCCAUCACCAACACCCUCCCGCUGCACCGCUACUGCUUCGAACGGCUCCCCGAGGUGGCCGACCGCCCCUGCCUCAUCGACGGCGCGACGGGCACCGUCCGCACCUACGCCGAGGUCGACCGCCUGACCCGCCGCCUCGCGGCGGCGCUCCGGCGCGAGCCGCUGGGGCUCCGCCGCGGCGCCGUGGUCAUGAACCUGAUGCUCAACUCGGCAGAGUUCGUGCUUUCCUUCUUCGCCGCGUCGCGCGUCGGCGCCGCGGUCACCACCGCCAACCCGAUGUCCACGCCGCACGAGAUCGCCAACCAGAUCGCGGCGUCCGGUGCCACCGUCGUGUUCACCGAGUCCAUGGCCGUGGACAAGCUCCCCGCCAGCGCCAAGGACGGCGGCGCGCUCACGGUGGUCCUCAUCGACGCGCGCCGCGACGGUUGCCUCCACUUCUGGGACGACGUCAUGGCGAGCGUCCCCGACGAGGAGGUCGCGGCCGGCGACGAAGACUCAGCUUCCGGCGACGGGGAGUUCGACCCCGACGACGUGGUGGCGCUGCCGUACUCGUCCGGCACGACGGGGCUCCCCAAGGGCGUGAUGCUGACGCACCGGAGCCUGAGCACCAGCGUGGCGCAGCAGGUCGACGGCGACAACCCCAACAUCGGCUUCCACUCCGGCGACGUCAUCCUGUGCUCGCUGCCCAUGUUCCACAUCUACUCGCUCAACACCAUCAUGAUGUGCGGGCUCCGCGUCGGCGCUGCCAUUGUUGUCAUGCGCCGCUUCGCCCUCACCGCGAUGAUGAAGCUCGUGGAGCGGCACCGGAUCACCAUCGCGCCGCUCGUGCCGCCCAUCGUCGUCGACGUCGCCAAGAGCGGCGAGGCCGCGGCGCACGACCUGUCGUCGGUCAGGAUGGUGCUCUCGGGCGCGGCGCCCAUGGGAAAGGACAUCGAGGAUGCGUUCAUGGCCAAGCUCCCCGGCGCUGUGCUCGGACAGGGCUAUGGCAUGACAGAGGCCGGACCGGUGCUGUCGAUGUGCCUGGCAUUCGCCAAGGAGCCCUUCAAGGUGAAGUCCGGCGCGUGCGGCACGGUGGUGCGCAACGCAGAGCUGAAGAUCAUCGACCCCAACACCGGUAAGUCCCUCGGCCGGAACCAGCCCGGGGAGAUCUGCAUCAGGGGGCAACAGAUCAUGAAAGGUUACCUGAACAACCCGGAGGCCACGAAGAACACCAUCGACGCCGAUGGUUGGCUGCACACCGGCGAUGUUGGGUUUGUGGAUGACGACGACGAGAUCUUCAUCGUCGACAGGCUCAAGGAGAUCAUCAAGUACAGGGGAUUCCAGGUGGCCCCCGCGGAGUUGGAGGCCCUGCUGAUCACUCACCCGAGCAUUGCUGACGCCGCCGUUGUCGGGAAACAAGUCGAGCCAGAAAUUGGAGAAAUCCCGGUUGCCUUUGUGGCCAAGGCCCAAGGGAGUGAGCUCAGCGAUGAUGACGUGAAGCAAUUCGUGGCAAAGGAGGUGAUCUACUACAAGAAGGUUCGCGAGGUUAUCUUCAUUGACAAGAUACCCAAAGCGCCAUCAGGCAAGAUCCUCCGCAAGGAGCUAAGGAAACAGCUUCAGGAGCAGCAACAGGCCGUGUGAUCAAGACAGCCUAUACAUCGCUCAGUAUUUAAGAUUUGUUCAGAUGUUGACAUGUGGAGGAAGAACUUAAUCCAAGGGUACAGAAGUGUUUUUAUCCUUUUCGUGUAAUGUAUCUAGCUGGCUGGUGAGGCGGAGAGGCUUAAUUGAUUGGAAAUUAGACUUUCAAAGGUACAUCAUGUUUGGGGGACAUGCUUUUUACAGUUUCUCAUGGUUUUUUUUCCUGCUAUUUUUCA
This is a messenger RNA of Setaria italica (foxtail millet), 2040 nucleotides long. Its product is annotated as probable 4-coumarate--CoA ligase 1. Lineage: Eukaryota; Viridiplantae; Streptophyta; Magnoliopsida; Poales; Poaceae. The record is from RefSeq and is a predicted model, not a curated record. The transcript is spliced from 5 exons. Gene Ontology annotation, molecular function: CoA-ligase activity. Bases 89 to 1807 code for a protein of 572 amino acids.